AUGAGUCAACAUAAGUUCUGGAGAGGAUUAACGUCUUUGAAUCUUCCCUCUUCGCAACAGGUACCUGAAAAGAUUGUAAAGCUUUGUUCCCUGGGAAUUGAUUUCAUUGUUCUUGGCAACGAUCACGGCCUUUAUUACUGUGAAGUCCAAAAUGACGAAUUAAAUUUUAGGAAAAUUUCCGGUAUUACCGCUAUAGACAUAUCUUAUCACAAUGAAAUCCUUUAUAUUAUUGAUGUACAUGGUCGUCUCUAUAAAACAAAUACCACCUUCAAAAGCAAAGAGGAAAUAAUAGUCAAGGAAGAUUCUAAAUGUUGCCCCCAUGGAUUCAAAAGUGCCAGUUGUAAAGUGAAAUUCAGAAAUGUAGUAGUGAGUGAUUUCGGGCAGCUUUUUAUAAGCUGUGAUGGUCAUCUUUGGGGUUCUGGUGCAAUGCCUCAAAUAUCUUUAGACACAAAUAGUAUAAAGCGAGUUCCAUUUUUCGAAGGCAGGACUGUAUACAGUGCUUCAAUCGGCCAAAACUUUGCAGCUGUUAUAGCAAGAAAAAAUGUGAAACAAUCAGGCAAUUGUGACACUGACAGUGAAAAUGAUGAUGAAGAAGUUUUUGCUUCUAAUUGUUCACAAUGCCAGACAAUCAUUGGUCUAGCAUCCCCUGCGUCUGUACCAUCACUGUCCGAGACAUGUCCACUCGGAGUCCACAUUAGCAAGUCCAGUGAAGAUUCAAGUAGCACGACCGCCCCUCAAACAGACGUCCACAUAGAUGCUCAAAGUUUUACAGAAGACUCCAGCCCAUCUUCAGAAGAGUCAAAAGUAGCUAAGUGUGACGUUACACAGUAUAUGAGUAACAAUUUAGAAGAUAAUGAAGUUCAGAGUGCAGAUGAUGUUGUACAAACUGAAGAUCCCGACAAACCUCAGGCAAGUGAAGAAAAAAUCAAUAAUAUAUUCAUAAAUACAGAUGCCGCAAGACAAUUUUUAAGCAGACAGUUGUCUUGGGUAUCGGCUGGUGAGGAUUAUCUUGUUGAAUAUACAGAGAAACCUACAAGAAUAAUUAAGGAAAAUGUGUCCAAUCUCACAAACUUUGUUUAUGAAGGUGUUAAAACUGUUGGUGAUAAAGUAGCAACAUUAUCAAGACAUGUUAGUGGAAGCAGUGAUAAUAAUGACACAAUGGAAAUUCCUAAUCCUAGUUUUAAUGAAGAACUAAGUUCUCUUCUAUACAGUUGUAACUCUAACAAGUUUGAAGACCUUCAAUUUUCGACAAGCACAAUCAGCAGUGAAAAAGAAUUUGAAGCUACAAGGAAAACUGAAAAUAUCAAAAACAUGUCAAAGUUAGGUAAAAAUAUAUUGGCAACUGAAUUAUGGACUUGGGGUGACAUAACACAUGGACAAUUAGGCAUUGGAGAUACAAUGAAAAGGGUUAAACCUAUGAUUGUGAUGAGCCUAUCAGGUUUUGGCUUACAAAAAGUUUCUUGCGGUAAAUGGCAUUGUGCAGCUUUAACUUUGGACGGGCGGCUAUUCUUAUGGGGUUACAAUCACUUUCAGCAAGUUAGUUUAGAAUCUAGAGAAGAUAAGAGUGGACCUAAGCAGUUUACAGAAAAUUCUGACAGCGAUCGCGUAAGAGACAUGAUAGCUACCGAUCACCAUACACUUGCGUACACACAUAAUGAAAAUGUUUAUUAUUUGGGUAAGCAUACAGAUGGCUUUACAGAAACUGUUGUCAAUUUAAAUGAAAAAUCUGAAGUUUCGGAUGAAAAAUCCAAAGACACUACAGUUAAAUUGAGUGAAACUAAAACUCAUGUGAACAAAACUGAAAACAUGUGCUAUCAUUGGAGAGUGUUAUCUUCUGGGAAUAUAAGUUAUUGUUCUAUAGAAGAAUCAUCUAUUUGUCCGGAGUUUCAAAAUUUGUCAAUUGCUCAAAGAUACUUAGAAGAGAUGUUAUUGAUAUAUCAUUCUUUAGUUAAGCCUUUCCUUAAGAAAAGCAAAUCUAUUACAUUACAUUCCAACGUUUACGAAACUGUUUGUGAUAUAUUUGGUGACAUAUUAAAUAUAACGGCAUUGAAUGUGCUAUCAACGUGGCAAUAUGCUGAGAAGCACAUAAGUGAAUGUGAUAUUUCUUUAGUAAAAAAUCUAGAAGAGUUUAUUUUUUUAUAUAAAAAGUAUUAUUUAGCUAUAAGCAAUUUGAUUGUUAUUGGUGGUUUCGCUCACAUAAAUAAUAUUGUGGAUGUGCCGUCAAGUAUUUAUAAUUUAUUUAGUGACCAGCUACCAACGAAUAAACAAAAAUAUAAUAAGAAGACAUUAGAAGCAGUAGUAGCGUUAGCCUUUGUUCAACCAUUAACGAGAUUAAGCUCUUACAAAUGUAUUGCUCAAUCUUUGAUACGCCAUAAAUUGAAGAGAAAAAAACAUGAUUCUAAAACGAAUAUCGAAGAAAAAAUCAAUAAAGUGAUAUCUUCAUUCGAUGGUUUAAUAGAAGAACAGGAAAAGAAACGGAAAGAAGCAGAAGGUACAAAGUUAUUCUGGGAAACUCUAGGAAAAAGUUUAGAUCAAUAUAGGACACCCGAAAGACGUCUUAUAAGAGAUUCAAAAAGUCGACCCCUCAAUCUUGUUAAUCCGGGCCGAUUCAGCAGCCACUGGUUCAUUUUGUUCAAUGAUUUGUUCGUUCAUGUAAAUGGGAGUACAGCAAACAUCCACCCAUUAGAAACUCUAUGGAUUGAAUCCGUCCAAAAUACAGAUUCAUUGCAAAAUGUCAUACAAUUAACAACACCAGAGGAAGUUAUAUGCGUUUCGACAAUAUCUGAACAAGAAAAAACAGAAUGGAUUCAUAGCCUGAAUGCAUCAAUUCGAACGGUCUUAAAUAAAGAAUCUGCUUUCAAACCUCCGUCAAUAAGAACAGCUAGUUAUACAUUUUCUUCUAAGAGUAAUUUUUAUAAGGACGCUAAAUAUCACGGGAGAUGGCUUGACGGUAAAAUACAUGGCAAUGGAAAAAUCGAAUGGCCAGACGGAAAAUUUUACGUGGGUCAGGUACAGUUGAACGCCUUAUGUGGACAUGGGAAAAUGGAAAUUCCUGGACUUGGUUUAUACGAAGGUCAGUGGAAAGAUAAUCUUCAAAAUGGUUACGGUGUCCUGAAAUACACUACAGGUGAUAUGUAUGAAGGAUAUUUCAAAGAUGGUCUUCCUCAAGGACAUGGUAUCAAAAAGCAGGGUGAUUUCACUUCAUCGACCGCAACUAUUUAUACUGGAGAAUGGGUGAAUGGUGUGAGGCAGGGCUACGGAGUUAUGGACGAUAUUGGUAAAGGCGAAAAGUAUCUCGGCAACUGGAGUGAUAACAAGAAACACGGAUGCGGUCUAAUUGUUACUUUGGACGGAAUAUAUUACGAGGGUCUCUUUACAGCGGAUGUUUUGACGGGCCAUGGUGUAAUGGUAUUCGAAGAUGGUACACAUUACGAGGGUGAAUUUCGGUCAGCUGGAAUUUUCUCUGGGAAGGGAGUUCUAACAUUCUCUAGUGGAGACCGAGUGGAAGGUUCACUCAGCGGAGCUUGGACGGAGGGCGUUAAAAUAUCCAACGCUGUAAUGCAUUUAAACGUCUCCAAUCCAGUUUUACCUCCUAACGCUAAACCUGGGUCAUUUGGAAAAUUAAGUGUAGCUCCGAGUCAGAAAUGGAAUGCUAUAUUUCGUCAAUGCUAUCAAAGCAUGGGUGUGUCAGAAACGAUUCUCACGCCGAGCGGUAAUCAUUUAGCCAAUGGUUCAUCAAAUGCCCCAGACAACGUCAAAAUAUGGCAAAACGUAGCCGUAGCUAUAUCCAGUUCUCAUAAACAUUCGAAACCAGGAAAAAAGACGAGCGGAUCUGAUGUUGAGAAAUCGGUUGAUUGCCUAGAAGUUAUACCAGUUUUCGGCCAAAAGACACUGACGUUAAACGACUUCACAGAAUUAAAGCAGUAUUUAUACAAUGCCUGCGAGUCAAAUCAUCAUCCGCUGGGUCAAUUGGUACUAAGUGUAACAAAUGCCUUCAAUACCACGUACGGCGGUGUGAGAGUUCAUCCGCUCUUACUAAGUCAUGCUGUCAAAGAACUUAAAAGCAUCACUUCAAGACUGUACCAAGUCGUGAGACUCCUUUUCCCUGCGUUACCAUAUGAAGGAACUGUUUUAGUGUUGCCAGAAACCUCUGAUGGAAGCUACCCUGAAAACAGCAAUCCAAUUGAUGGGGAGGUUGUGUCGAGCAACUCCUUACUGCAGCCUGUCCUGUUGCCAAGAGUUCACCCCGCCCUGUUCGUGUUAUACGCGUUACACAACAAACGAGAGGAUGAUUUAUACUGGCGAAGACUGCUCAAGUGGAACAGACAGCCAGAUACCACGCUGAUGGCUUUCCUUGGGAUAGAUCAAAAAUUCUGGACCGUCCAUCGUAAUUCUCCGUCGCCGAUGCUCUCGCCGUCAAAGGAGCAAGUGUUUCAAGAGGCUGUUGAAACUCUCCAACAGUUGAAGACCACGUUUUCUCCGAUAGAGAAACUCCUCGUUAUCCGGAGCACUUUCCAAAAGAUGACCACGGCCGUUCAACACGAAUUAGGGCAACAUUAUCUGUGGAAUAUGGACGAACUAUUCCCUGUGUUUCACUUCGUGGUUGUGAGAGCUCGUAUUCUUCAGCUUGGUUCAGAAAUACAUUUCGUAGAGGACUUCCUAGAGCCGGGGACUCAGUGUGGGGAACUAGGACUCAUGUUUACUACAUUGAAGGUAUGUUUAAUAUUUUUAAGAUUAGUUAGAAUAAGAAUAUCAAAAGAAAUAUCUGAUUUUUUUUACUUGUGA
Molecule: messenger RNA, 4785 nt
Organism: Danaus chrysippus (African queen)
Lineage: Eukaryota; Metazoa; Arthropoda; Insecta; Lepidoptera; Nymphalidae
Source: the annotation of a GenBank genome assembly